Meleagris gallopavo (turkey) is the source of this 1631-nucleotide messenger RNA. The record is from RefSeq and is a predicted model, not a curated record. Lineage: Eukaryota; Metazoa; Chordata; Aves; Galliformes; Phasianidae.
ACCUGGGAUGCUCCAUAAUGAGGCCGGGACCCCCAUGGGAUCACUGGGAUUUGGGUGGACAUCGCGCUGUCCCCUCAUGUCCCCCACUGUCACCAGAUGUGGUGUGUGUGGGGUGAGGAGUGUCCUCGUGUCCCCACUGGAGUUCCCCUGUCCCCAGUGAGGUCUCUCUGUCCCCAGUGGUUCUCAUUGACCUUACUGGUGUCUUUCUGUCCCCAGUAGGGUCUCACUGUCCCCAGUGGGGUCUCCCUCUCCUCACUGGUGUCCCCUUGCCCCCAGUGGAGUCUCACUGUCCCCAGUAGGGUCUUAUUGUCCCCAGUAGGGUCUCACUGUCCCCAGUGGGGUCUCCCUCUCCUCACUGGUGUCCCCUUGCCCCCAGUGGGGUCUCACUGUCCCCAGUAGGGUCUUACUGUCCCAAGUGGGGUCUCCCUCUCCUCACUGGUGUCCCUUCACCCUCUACUCAUGUCUCACUGUCCCCAGUGGGGUCUCACUGUCCCCAGUGGGGCUUCCCUUUCCUUACUGGUGUCCCCUUGCCCCCACUGGUGUCUCUCUUCCCCAAUAGGGUCUCAUUGUCCCCAGUGGGGUCUCCCUCUCCUCACUGGAGUCCCUUCACCCUCUACUGAUGCCUCACUGUCCCCAGGAGGGUCUCACUGUCCUCAAUGGGGUCUCCCUCUCCUCACUGGUGUCCCCUUGCCCAUACUGGGGUCUCACUGUCCCCAGUAGGAUCUCACUGUCCCCAGUGGGGUCUCUCCAUCCCCAGUAGCUCCCACUGUCCUCACUGGUGUCCCUUUGCCCCCUACUGGUAUCUCCCUGUCCCCACUGGGAUCUCCCUAUCUUCACUGGUGUCCCCUUGCCCCCACUGGUGUGUCCCUGUCCCCAGUAGGGUCUCAUUGUCCCCAGUGGGGUCUCCCCGUCUCCAAUGGGUCCUUCUGUCCCCAGUGGUAUCUCGUCAUCACGGGCAUCCCCUCGGCCCCACUGGGGUCUCUCUGUCCCCACUGAGGUCUCUGUCCCCAUUGGGGUCUCUCUGCCCCCAGUGCUUCCCCUGUCCAAAUGAGGUCUCUCCCCACCGUUAUCUCACUGCCCCCAACGGGUCUCCCAGUCCACAGUCAGUUCUCCUCGCCCCUUCUGGGGUCUCAUUCUCCCUAACGGGUUUCUCCUUGUCCCCACUGGUGUCUCCCCAUCCCCCCGCCCCAGAUGUGGUGUACGUGGGCACAGUGAACCCGCAGCACCUGCCAGACACCCUCCUCUUCCUGCGGGCGCGCAAGGCUGUGCUGGUGGAGAAGCCAAUGGGCAUCAGCGCCCGCGAGGCCAAGGAGAUGGCAGCAGCUGCACGGGAGGCUGGCGUCUUCCUGAUGGAGGGCUUCUGGACCCGUUUCUUCCCAGCCUGGAAGCGGCUGAAGGCACUGGUGGAUGAAGGGGCCUUGGGGGAAUGCCGGGUGCUGCAGGGGGCCCUGGCUUUCCCCCUGAGGUCUGUGGAGCGGGUGCGGGAACCCAGCCUGGCUGGGGGGGCCCUCCUGGACCUGGGGGGCUAUGGGCUGCAGAUCGGCCAGCGCCUUGUUGGGGAGGGGGUGCCCACCCCUACGGCUACGGGCAGAGGGCUGCCUGCACCCCUCAGGUAAGGGAGGGGUCCUGUG